CUCUCCAGAGCCGCUGGUGCUGCUGGCGACAAGAUGGGAAAACCAGAUAGUCUUCAACUGAGUGAUUAACGUUACUGAGUUUUCCCUGCCGGCCUUUUCGACCGACAAAAGGAUUCACUAUCAACAGCGAUUUGAGCUCCACCAGACGACGGCAGAGAUUGGUGUGUAAGUUGUGACUCCAGGUUGCUCCUGUUGGAAGAGGAAAGUCUGGCAGAAGAUUGUCGGUCACUCCCUGCGGCUCCAGUUGAAGCGGGAUCACCACCACGAAUUCACACAGUAACCAAUCUAUCAACGAUACAAAGGUACUUGGGAGUUUUACUGCUGCCACCCUUCACCUACGUAGCAGAAGAUGUACGGUAGUGCCCGCUCGGUUGGCAGAGGGGAUGCCAACCAUAGUGGCGGCAGAGAUGGAAGUGGUCCCGGCAAUCAGGGUUCCGGCCGUUCCCCUCGCCUACCCCGUUCUCCUCGAAUGGGACACCGCCGCACCAACAGCACCGGAGGCAGUGGAGGCGGUCCGGGAGGAGCAGGAGGCAAAACUCUCUCCAUGGAGAACAUCCAGUCCCUCAACGCGGCGUAUGCCACCUCAGGACCAAUGUACCUGAGCGACAACGAGGUGGCCAUGGCCGACUACGUUCCCAAAAGUGGUGGGACGAUGACGACCAUGGGGAGACAGCGGGUGACGUACGGCUCAAGGGCCACCAACAGUGCAGUUGUGGCCGCCAGCACGCCCAACAUCUCCACCUCAGUGCCUGGCAAUGCUGCGCUGUCAGCCGGCAUUCUGGCGGGCGAUGCUCUAGCUUUUGGGGACCACCACAUGUCCUCCACUGUGCCUCACUCUCUAAGGCAGGCCAGAGAUAACACCAUACUGGACCUGCAGACUCAACUCAAAGAGAUUCUGCGUGAGAAUGAGAUGCUGCGGCGAGAGGUGGAAGUUAAGGAGAGCAAGCUCAGCUCUUCCAUGAAUUCCAUCAAGACCUUCUGGAGCCCAGAAUUAAAAAAGGAGCGAGCUCUCAGGAAAGACGAGGUUUCUAAAAUCACCGUCUGGAAGGAGCAAUACCGUGUGAUUCAAGAUGAGGCACAGCAUCUCCAGAUGACCGUUCAGGCUCUUCAGGAUGAGAUGAGGAUCCAGAGGGACCUGAACCAGCUGCUCCAGCAAGACCCCGCCAUCCAGGGGCGGGACCUGGUCCUCACAUCUGAACCCACAGAGGAGAACUACCGGCGGCUACAUGCGGAGCACGAGAGGCAGGCCAAAGAGCUCUUCCUCCUUAGAAAGACCUUAGAGGAGAUGGAGCUACGGAUCGACACGCAGAAGCAAACCCUGGGAGCCAGAGACGAGUCCAUCAAGAAACUUUUGGAGAUGCUGCAGAGCAAAGGGCAAUCUGCCAAGGCAUCAGAGGAGGACCAGGAGCGGACCAGGAGACUGGCUGAUGCAGAGAUGCACAGGCAUCACCUUGAGAGUUUACUGGACCAGAGAGACCGAGAGGUCAACGCACUGAGAGAGGAGCUGCACCGUCGAUACGAGGGAACCCCCGAGUCCACAAAAACUAAGGCUCUGCAGACUGUCAUCGACAUGAAGGAUGCAAAAAUCAAUUCGAUGGAGCGAGGACUGAGAGACAUGGAAGAGGAGCUGCUGAUGAUGAAAUCCAAUGGACUUCUGAGCUGUGAGGAGCGGCAGGAGGAGAUGAAGCAGAUGGAGGUCUACCGCAGCCACAUGAAAUUCAUGAAGAACAAGCUGGAGCAGGUGAAGCAGGACCUGUCCAGGAAGGACACCGAGCUGCUUGGUUUGCAGACCAAGCUAGAGACUCUCACCAACCAGUUCUCAGACAGUAAGCAGCACAUCGAGGUCCUCAAGGAGUCCCUCACUGCCAAGGAGCAGCGAGCCGCCAUCCUACAGACUGAGGUGGAUGCCUUGCGCUUGCGCUUGGAGGAGAAGGAGUCGACUCUGAAUAAGAAGAGCAAGCAGAUUCAAGAAGUCUCCGAAGAGAAGGGCACACUCAACGGGGAGAUCCACGACCUCAAAGACAUGCUGGAGGUCAAGGAGCGCAAAGUCAACGUGCUGCAGAAAAAGAUCGAGAACCUGCAGGAGCAGCUGAGGGACAAGGAGAAGCAGAUGAGCAGCCUGAAAGAGAGAGUGAAGUCUUUGCAGGCAGACACCUCAAACACUGACACUGCCCUCACCACACUAGAGGAGUCUCUAGCAGAAAAGGAGCGCAUUAUUGAGCGUCUAAAAGAGCAGCGAGACCGAGACGACCGGGAGAAGACGGAGGAGAUUGACAGUAACAAAAAGGAACUGAAAGAGUUGAAGGAGAAACUGAGCCUCCUGCAGGGGGACCUGUCAGACAGAGAGACGUCUUUGUUGGACCUGAAGGAGCACGCAUCAUCCCUGGCAUCCUCCGGUCUGAAGAAGGACUCCAAACUCAAGAGCAUGGAGAUCGCCUUUGAACAGAAAAGGGAGGAGUGCCUCAAAGUGGAGAAUCAGCUUAAGAGGGCUCAAAACGCAGCCCUGGAAGCUCAGGCCAACACAGAGCUGCCAGAGCGCAUUAAGAACCUCCAACAGGAAGUCGCCCGCCACAAAGAGGAUUCUGGGAAGGCGCAGGCUGAGGUGGACCGCCUGCUGGAGAUCCUUCGGGAAAUGGAGAAUGAGAAGAAUGACAAGGACAAAAAAAUCAAUGAGCUGGAGAGUUUGUCCUGCAGGCAGACCAAGGACCAGUCAAAGAAGGUGGCGUCUCUGAAGCACAAGGAGCAGGACACUCUACGUCAGAAGUCUGAGCGCAUAGAGGAGCUGGAGGAGGCCCUGCGAGAGAGCGUUCAGAUCACUGCGGAGCGAGAGAUGGUGCUGGCACAGGAGGAGGCUGCCAGGUCACUCCAGGAGAAACAGAUGGAGGAGCUGCUGGGGGCCAUGGAGAAAGUGAAGCAGGAGCUGGAGUCCAUGCGGGCCAAGCUGUCCUCCACCCAGCAGUCUCUUUGUGAGAAAGAGGCACACCUGUCAACGCUGCGAGCGGAGCGCAGGAAACACCUGGAGGAGGUGCUGGAGAUGAAGCAGGAGGCGCUGCUGGCCGCAAUCAGCGAGAAGGACGCUAACAUCGCCCUGCUGGAGUUGUCCUCUUCUAAGAAGAAGAAGACCCAGGAUGAGGUGUCUCUGCUGAAAAGGGAGAAGGACAGAUUGGUGCAGCAGCUCAAGCAGCAGACUCAGAACAGAAUGAAACUGAUGGCAGAUAACUACGAGGAUGACCAUCUGAAGACCGCUCCUGACCAGUCAAAUCACAAGCCCUCUCCUGAUCAGAUGAUACCCCCUCUUCUGGCCCUGUCCCAGAACCGCAGUAAACUCAAGCUCUACAUCGCCCACCUGACCGACCUCUGCCACGACCGCGACCCCGCCAUCCUCAGCACGCUCACGCCGCCCUCUCACUACCACCACAGCGACCCCGAAGACUGGGAGGAGGAGCUCCAGAAGAUGAGCGUCCAACAGUUGGAGAGCGAGCUGGAGGUGUGUGAGAAGGAGAGCGGCGAGCUGCAGGAGUACGCCAACUCUGUCCUGCAACAGAUCGCUGAUUACUGCCCCGAUAUCCUGGAGCAGGUUGUCAACGCCUUAGAGGAGUCAUGCUGACCGCGCCGACCUCGGACACAAACCGGCCGAGUCCUGCUCUCCAUACGAUCCUCAACAAGGCGUCUGGCAGGAGGAGAGUAAACACGAGAGAUGUAUAACCCCGCCCAGCUUUGCGUCUUCGCUCCCCUCUUCUUCCCCGGAACAGGCUUUUACAACCAACUCUUAUGUGCUUUCCUGUCAAGUGUGACUUUGUAAAAAUUCGAAUUGGGGACGGUCACUAAGGGUGUAGAAAUAUUGUCAAGUAGGGCACUUUAGAGUGGAUUUCAGAUUAUACCAGGCAAAAGCUGUGGCAGAUGGUGGCGUAAAAGUACGCACUUGAUCACAUUACUCAUUAUCAGCUCACUAGCAAGCACUCACAAAAUUCCGUUAUUAUUUUUGGCUUGACGUAAACUUGGAGAGAUCUCAGUCUGUCUGGGAUUGGGUGGGUUGGGAGACAAAGGAUACGAGAUGAAAGAAGCAAACUUCCGCACAAAGUCUUUUGAGCCUACUGCCAUCCUUCGUCUCAGACGUCUUCAUUCACAGCAGGAACUGCUCGAUCAAGCACAGAUACCUCACACACAGCGAUCUCAGUGUUUUACCCCUUAGAUUACUCUUGCAUACCUUUUUUAAUAGAAGAAUAGGGGUAAAUGUAUUCCUCACAUGGGGCAGGAAAGCACUUUUUGACUGGGGAGCUGCUACAUCUAGAAGGGGGGCCGAGAGGUGCUCAGUUCAGUGGGUAAAUAAUGCAGCCGUGUUGAUGCUUAUUUUGUAUUGUAGUCCGUGGUCCCCUAACUGGAAGGUUGUACUCUAGUUGGAGACACAAACCCCGGUGGACGGACCUCCGAGCACUGAAGUGCUACAUUUUAACCAAAUAUGAACUAAGCUUGCUCUCCAAGUUUCUAUGGAUCUGUCAUUGUAGCGAGGACCAAGAUGUAGGUACGUGUUACUGCGUAGUCUGUGGCUGGGCCACUGGCACGAGAGAGAGAGGGGGGGAGGGUGGGGGGGGGGAAAUCUAGGCCUGACCUUUUGACACUGGUCAAAUGUCAGCUUUUAAGUUACACAAUGUACUCAAAUACAAAUAUGAGAGCGAGGAAAGGAAGUUAUUCUGAGACUCAUUUACUUUUAGAUAGUUUUGCACACAACGUCCACUUGUUUAUGAGGUAUGCAAUGUUUCUUUUGAGAACGUUCUAGUGGCCUUGGAGCAUGAACAGAGAUCAGUACUGGGCCUAAUGCAGGGAUCUUCUUUUUUUUUUUUUCUCCUCUGUUAUGUUGGUGCUAAGGCAUGAUGUAAGAUCCACUGAUCAUUCAGUCUCAUCCAAAGUUUCUGUAGAUGCUUCUCGAAGCCCACCUGAUCUUCAGUUGGUCGAUUGGAUCACUGAAGAACACAAGCGAUGCUUCUUGUAUUUCCUGAUGACUUACAAAUGCAAGUGAUGCCUCCCUUUAUUUUAUUUUUUGAAUCUUCAGGGCUGAGGUUAUUAAUUACUAAAUGCGUCUACAUUUACAGGAAACAAAAGUCACUUUUCAGCAGAUUUAGACUUUUUAGAUCAGUUUGUAAAUAACGUGAUAUUUAACACGUAUAGUGACUGAAUAAAGUUAUUAAGUGAAAGGUGUUGUGCAUUAUUUGAAAAGAAUAUCUAAAGUUUAAAGCAGUGCAGUUUUGUCAAAUUUUGUCGGCAGGACAAAGUGUGUGAGUGUGUGUGUGUGUGACAGUACUGCCAUAACUCGAGCAAAGUCAUGUUCUAUAGAGCUCUAUAUAAAUACAUAUAUAAAAUGUUUACUGUAUGGAUAUGCAUUGAAUGUUUGCACAGAAUCUUAAAGAGCAAAAUGACCGUUGAGUUGGUGUCUUCAGUAGAAACUGAGGAAAGUGUCAAAAAAAUAUUUCGUGUCAAAAAUAGUGUGUGCACCAUAAUGUUUUCGAACCGUGACUGUGUGCUGGGGGAGUAACUUCCUUGCAUUUCUUUCUAAUCAGCGUUUUAAAUUUAUUAUCCUGAGAUUCCAGUGUUUUUAUUCCUACCGUUUUUUUGGUUGAUGUCAAAGGCAGAUUGUGCCUGAUGGGUAGAAAAAAUAAAGUCAACAAUCCUAGACCUCCUGCUUUUGUAAGGGGAAUAUUAUGAGGGAAAAAAGCCUCAUCUGUAGGUCUGACUCACUUCCUGUUUGUGGUUGGUGGAUAUGUGAUUUUUUUUUUUUUUUUUUUACUGAAAAUAAAACCCCCUGAUGGUUUCGGAUGACGUCCGUUGGAUGCUUGUAGUUUGUCGGUCAAACUCUUUCAGCAGUAGCUAAUUCCCUCAUUUCAACCUCGCCGCUCUUCACCUCUGGAUUCAAAUAAGCUUUCUCUAGUGUUUAAUUCCCUCUACGUUGGCCUGUGUGUCCCUGACCUUGCCUUAAUGUAUCGUCAUGUCGUCUUCUCCUCAUUGAGGAGCACAGGGCUGAUUAAGGGGGCGUCUGUCAAGUUCAUGGUAUUUGUUUUUCAUUUUGCAUUUGUAUAAGAAAUGUAUUGCCUGCCUUCUGUAAGUGUUCGUAAACAGAAAGCAAAAAACAGACAUUUGUGAGUUAUUUGGAUUUUGUAUGUAUGUAAAUAAAUAAAUUAUAAGCCUUG
Molecule: messenger RNA, 6182 nt
Organism: Gasterosteus aculeatus aculeatus (three-spined stickleback)
Lineage: Eukaryota; Metazoa; Chordata; Actinopteri; Perciformes; Gasterosteidae
Source: RefSeq, a predicted model, not a curated record